AGCACACCCGGCGGGAGCCCCGGAGCGCGCGCGGCAGCGGCGGGGCAUGGGGCUGGAGGCGGCGAGCGAGCUGGAGUGCGCGGCGCUGUGCGCGCUGCUGCGGGACCCGCGGGAGGCCGAGCGGACGCUGCUGCUCGACUGCCGCCCCUUCCUGGCCUUCUGCCGGCGCCACGUGCGCUCGGCGCGGCCGGUGCCCUGGAACGCGCUGCUGCGGCGCCGCGCCCGGGGCCCGCCCGCCGCCGCCCUGGCCUGCCUGCUGCCCGACCGCGCGCUGCGGGCGCGCCUGGCUCGCGGAGAGCUGGCGCGGGCCGUGGUGCUGGACGAGGGCAGCGCCUCGGUGGCCGCGCUGGCUCCCGACGGCCCGGCCCGCGUGCUGCUCUCCGCGCUCGUGCACGAGACCCGCGCGGCGCGCACCGCCGUGUUCUUCCUGCGAGGAGGCUUUGAAGCCUUCCAGGCCUGCUCCCCCGAACUGUGCUCCGAGGCCCCCGCCCCGGCGAUGCCACCAGGAGGGAUGGAAGACAGCCCCGCGGACCCCAGAGCGCCCAUCUAUGAUCAGGGGGGGGCCGUGGAGAUCUUGCCCUACUUGUACCUGGGCAGCUGCAGCCACGCCUCGGAUCUGAAGGGGCUGCAGGCCUGCGGCAUCACUGCGGUGCUCAACGUCUCCAGCUGCCCCAACCCCUUCGAGGGCCUUUUCCACUACAAGCGCAUCCCGGUGGAGGACAACCAGGUGGUGGAGAUCAGCGCCUGGUUCCAGGAGGCCAUUGGCUUCAUCGACUCGGUGAAGAGCAGUGGAGGACGGGUACUGGUACAUUGCCAGGCGGGCAUCUCCCGCUCUGCCACCAUCUGCCUGGCUUACCUGAUCCAGAGCCACCGGGUGCGGCUGGACGAGGCCUUCGACUUUGUGAAGCAGCGCCGGGGGGUCAUCUCCCCCAACUUCAGUUUCAUGGGGCAGCUGCUGCAGUUUGAGACUCAGGUGCUGUGCCACUGAGGCAGGGUCCAUCACCGCCAGCGUCUUCGGGGAGCCUCCCGACCCCCUUCACCUCAUGGACAGCUGCUCGUUCUGGGACUUGGACAGUCCCCUCCCCCCAUUCCAGAAUACCUCCCUCCCCCCUCCCUCAGGGCACCAGGAAGGCUGGACUUUCUCACCUGGUACUCUUCUUAGGGACUUGAGGGCUGGCCCUCAUCCAGGGGCAGAAUGAGGGUGCCUCUGUCCCUCCUCCCCCCAACUGCUGGCAGGAACGAAUCAGACUCACCUCCGCCAUCCCACCACUGUUUUAACUCUUGAUAGCUUCAGAUCCUCAAGGAACAAACCAUGACGGCCAGGAACCCCAUUGUGGGUGGGAGGGGGAUAACCACCCUGCACCUGGAGCCAGAAUCCUGUGUCCCCCAGCUUGGGGGUCAGGGCCCAGGGAGCAUGAGGUUCCAUACAGACCCCCUCCCCCUUGCUUGCAUGCAAAUGUCCGUGAGCAUUUCCCACCAUUGGUAUUGGAAAGUUACUUGUGUUCAUCUGACAUUUAACACUCCCUCGCCCACUUCCUCCCAGCCCUGUGGGCGGGGCUUGGAAACUUAGCACUUUAUAUUUAUACAGAA
Molecule: messenger RNA, 1590 nt
Organism: Sorex araneus (European shrew)
Lineage: Eukaryota; Metazoa; Chordata; Mammalia; Eulipotyphla; Soricidae
Gene: DUSP2
Product: dual specificity phosphatase 2
Exons: 4
Coding region: 47-988 (313 amino acids)
Biological process (GO): endoderm formation; protein dephosphorylation; negative regulation of MAPK cascade
Cellular component (GO): cytoplasm; nucleus
Molecular function (GO): protein tyrosine/threonine phosphatase activity; MAP kinase tyrosine/serine/threonine phosphatase activity
Source: RefSeq, a predicted model, not a curated record